Messenger RNA from Paraphaeosphaeria sporulosa, 1991 nucleotides. RefSeq names its product PLC-like phosphodiesterase. The transcript has 4 exons. Gene Ontology annotation, molecular function: phosphatidylinositol-4,5-bisphosphate phospholipase C activity. Lineage: Eukaryota; Fungi; Ascomycota; Dothideomycetes; Pleosporales; Didymosphaeriaceae. Bases 53 to 1768 code for a protein of 571 amino acids. The record is from RefSeq and is a predicted model, not a curated record. Gene Ontology annotation, biological process: lipid metabolic process; phosphatidylinositol-mediated signaling.
CACGAACAACCUACCCUACUCCUCCCUAUCACCUUGCAACGUGUCUCUGACCAUGUCCGAACUUGUCUCCGGUAUCGCUAGACUCAAUCCUUUUUCCAAGCGAUCGGACGUCGACGAUGAGGACAAGGGCGAGGCUAUUGACGAACAGACGGUGGCUGGUGGUGGACAUGCCUCCCGCCAAUCUGCCAUCACGAAGAACCAGCUCAGAGUGAGCCGCGCCUUGAAGUCGUUCUUAGCAAAAGAAGGUGUAUUGCCCGAGGACGAACUUGGCGUGGAUCAAGAUGAGCCUACCUCGGCUUUGAGAGAGUUUCUCGAUCGCCCCCACAUUCAUGUCCCAGCGGAGGUCCUCGAUCGCAGGUACCCGUUGCCGGACUACUUCAUAAGCUCAAGUCACAACACCUACUUGAUGGCCCAUCAGCUCUUUGGUGAAAGUCACGCAUCUGCGUACGAGACUGCACUCUACACCGGCUCCCGUUGUGUCGAGAUUGAUGCCUGGGAUGACGAUGACAACAAGGACGAGCCUAAAGUCACUCAUGGGUACACACUUGUUUCCCAUAUCCCCUUUCGCCAAGUUUGCGAAGUUCUUCGCGACGUUGUUGACAAAGAAGCCCGGGAAGAGCGUAAUGCCGCUCCCAUUAUCAUAUCUCUUGAGAACCACUGCGGCGCUCAUGGCCAGCUUCGGAUGGUGCAGAUCAUGAGAGAAGUAUUUGGAGAACGUCUCUUAAGUAAAGCGAUACGCGACAAGGGUACUCGUGAACAGGAAGGCGGUGAUCAUGUCACUCUUGCAGAACUUGGCAACAAAAUUGUUCUGAUUGUCGAGUACCAUCUUCCAGACGAGAAGGAUAGCGACGACAGCAGUGACUCGUCUGAAGAUGAAGAGCAGCGAAAGGCCCAUGAACAGUAUCGCGAGAAGAAGAAGGCAGUCAACGCUGGAGGCAUUAUCCCCGAACUCGCCGAAUUGGGGGUCUACGCUCAAUCAGUCAAGCCAGUGAACAACUCCUGGUACGAAAGCGUACUGGAGAAUGCGCCCCAUCAUCAUUUGAUCAACGUCUCGGAAACCGGCCUCAAGUCGCAUAUGCCAGCGGACAGCCCUAGGAUUGCAGUGCAUAAUUCUAAGCAUCUGAUGCGCGUCUUCCCUAAAGGAACCCGCAUUUCAUCUAGGAACCUCGCACCCGUCCCGUUUUGGGGGAUCGGCGCUCAGAUCUGCGCAUUAAAUUGGCAAACCUUUGGAGCCGCUUCCCAACUCAACGAAGCCCUAUUCUCAGGCUCUGGUGGUUAUGUGUUGAAGCCUGCACCUCUACGUUUAGGUGGAAAUGGCGUACUCAACACCGGCAGAAGAAAGAGGUUAAGGCUGCAUGUUGCCGGUGCAACAGAUGUGCCUCUGCCACAUGAUCGCGACGAUGAGAUCAAGCCAUACCUGACCUGCACACUUGUUCAUCCGAAUGAUCUGAACAAUCUGCCACAGAAACGUAAGACGCAACCUUACAAGCCGCACAAGCUUACCGGGUUCCUCCAUAAAGAAAAUCCUGCACCCACGGAUCCACUUUGGAAGGAGGUUCUCGAGUGGGAGUACGAUGACAACGAACUGGUUUUCCUGCGUCUUCUCAUCAAGAGCGACGAUUCCUUCGCCCGCAAUCCCUUGUUUGCUGUAGCAGCAGUCCGCCUGAUUUACGCCGCGCCAGGCUGGAACUUCAUACGCAUGUUGGAUCUGAAAGGCCACGAGACAACAUGCACGCUCCUUGUCAAGCUCGAGUUCCAGGACCUAUAGCGCAGGCCUGCUGUACUUGUGGAAAAGGCAUAUGUGGGAGCCAUGGCUACCUUGGUGGAUGUCGGUAAGAAAUUGAAGCGUUGCUGCACGGACACAUGAGUUGAUUUCAUAGUCGUUACAUUUUAAAACAAACCCGCCACACCCAUACUAGACCCUUGAACUAUUUUGAAUACGCACAACAUCUGUCCUGGCGAGGACUGGACAUAUUAUGUGUACAAACCUG